Biomphalaria glabrata is the source of this 2562-nucleotide messenger RNA. RefSeq names its product DNA replication licensing factor mcm7-like. Lineage: Eukaryota; Metazoa; Mollusca; Gastropoda; Planorbidae. Gene Ontology annotation, cellular component: nucleus; MCM complex. Gene Ontology annotation, biological process: DNA replication; double-strand break repair via break-induced replication; DNA strand elongation involved in DNA replication. Bases 107 to 2278 code for a protein of 723 amino acids. The transcript is spliced from 16 exons. Gene Ontology annotation, molecular function: ATP hydrolysis activity; ATP binding; single-stranded DNA binding. The record is from RefSeq and is a predicted model, not a curated record.
UGCCGCUUGACGGAAGUAAAGAUCACAUGACCAAUAUUUGGCGCGUUAUCCCGUGCCACUGUCUAUUUACAUUGGUUUUUGUUUAUUCUGAAUUUCAAUAAUAACAAUGGCUCCCAAGGAUUAUGUUGCGGAAAAAGGAAAAAUAACCACAUUUUUAAAGGAGUACUAUAAAGAUAAUGACAAUGGAGGAAAGGACUUUGUCUAUGCAGAUCAGUUAACAAAUAUAGCUCACAGAGAGCAAAUAGCAUUAACCAUCAAUAUAGAUGAUGUUGCAGACUUUGACCCGGACCUGGGUGAGUCUAUUGUGGAAAAUGCUAGACGAUAUGUUCAUAUAUUUGGGGAUGCUGUUCAUGAAUUGCUACCAGAAUAUAAAAGAAAGGAGGUUCAAAACAAAGAUGCUCUAGAUGUCUAUAUUGAACAUAGGCUGCUCAUGGAGCAAAAGAAUCACCCAAAGGAGUCAGAUGCCACAAGAGAUCCCAGAACAAGAUAUCCACCAGAACUAAUCAGAAGAUAUGAAAUAUUUUUUAAAGCUCCGUCUGCUCAGAAGUUUGCCUCCAUCAGAGAAAUAAAAGCUAGUUCUAUAGGUAAACUGGUCUCUGUAAAAGGCAUUGUGACUAGGACAACCGAGGUUAAGCCAAUGAUGGUGGUAGCUACAUACACAUGUGACACCUGUGGUAAUGAAACAUAUCAACCAAUCAGCAGUACUGCUUUCAUGCCACUUUUAAUGUGCCCAAGUCAAGUCUGUACUACUAACAGAUCAGGAGGUAGACUUUACUUACAGACUAGAGGCUCUAAAUUUGUGAAAUUUCAAGAAGUCAAAAUCCAAGAGCAUAGUGAUCAAGUUCCUGUUGGCAAUAUUCCCAGAGCAAUGACCAUUUACUGUAGAGGGGAGACAACAAGAAAGUGUCAGCCUGGAGAUCAUGUUAGCGUGACAGGAAUAUUCCUACCUCUUAUGCGUGAAGGCUUCCAACAGAUAGUACAGGGACUGAUGUCUGAUACAUUUCUUGAGGCUCAUAGAAUUGUACAAAUGAAUAAAACUGAAGAUGAUUUAAAUGAUGUUCAAGAGUUGACACCAGAAGAAUUGAAACUUGUGGCUGAGGAUGAUUUUUAUGACAAACUGGCAAGUAGCAUCGCCCCAGAAAUUUAUGGUCACUCUGAUGUUAAAAAAGCUCUUCUGUUAUUGUUGGUGGGUGGAGUUGACAAGUCCCCAAGAGGCAUGAAAAUAAGAGGAAACAUCAAUAUUUGUCUCAUGGGAGAUCCUGGUGUUGCCAAGUCACAGUUACUGUCUUACAUUGAUAGAUUAGCUCAUCGCAGUCAGUACACUACUGGUAGAGGUUCCUCUGGUGUUGGGUUGACAGCUUCUGUCAUGAAAGAUCCAAUCACUGGUGAAAUGAUGCUUGAAGGAGGUGCGUUGGUAUUAGCAGAUGAAGGUGUUUGCUGCAUUGACGAGUUUGAUAAGAUGAUGGACACAGACAGGACAGCUAUACAUGAAGUUAUGGAGCAGCAAACCAUCUCCAUUGCCAAAGCUGGUAUUAUGACAAGUCUUAAUGCUAGGGUGUCAAUUUUGGCAGCUGCUAAUCCAGCUUAUGGGCGGUAUAAUCCACGAAAGUCUGUGGAGCAAAACAUUCAACUUCCUGCAGCUUUGCUGUCAAGGUUUGACCUUCUUUGGUUGAUUCAAGACAAACCAGAGAGGGAUAAUGAUCUCAGGCUUGCUCAACACAUCACAUAUGUCCACCAACACAAUGUGCAUCCACCUCUUACCUUCCAGCCACUAGAUAUGAAACUGAUGAGACGUUACAUUAGUUUGUGCAAAUCAAGAAGUCCCACUGUGCCUGAGUCGCUGGCUGAUUACAUCACUGGAGCAUAUGUUGAAAUGAGGAAGGAAGCUCGGAAUAACAAAGAUAUGACCUUUACCUCCGCACGUACACUUUUGGCCAUCUUGCGUUUGUCAACUGCCCUUGCCAGGCUUCGACUUGCUGACACAGUUGAGAAAGAAGAUGUCAAUGAGGCCAUGAGGCUGAUGGAAAUGUCCAGAGAUUCACUAAAUAGCACACAUGAUACACACUCUAAGAGUAUAAAUCCAACUGAUCAGAUCUACCAGAUCAUCAGAGAGAUGGUUCCCACAUCAGGAGUCAGGUCUGUCAAGAUCUCAGACAUCCUUGAGACCUGUACAAACAAAGGCUACAAGCCAGACAGGAUCCAUGUUUGUAUUGAAGAGUAUGAGGACCUUAAUGUAUGGCAAGUGAACAAUGCCAGAACGAGGCUGACUUUCAUUUAGUUAUGAUGUUGCCAACUUGACCACUUGAAAUUUACUUUGAAAUUUGUUAGUGUACUGGUUUGUACUUAUUUAUGUUCAUUCAUCUUGUGUUCAAAUUUAGUAUGAUACUUUGUUCCCACAAUGUUGGUGACUCAGUUUAUUGUACCAACACUCAUUCUAGUUAAACUUCUUGAUGUGAAAUAAAGGAAAAAAAUCUACAUUAAUAAGAUCCAACUAGUUUUUUUAUAUUAGCUCUUUGUUUUAUAACUAGUUGCAUUUGAAUAAAUGUUUUAAGUGUUCUCUCA